Molecule: messenger RNA, 897 nt
Organism: Drosophila kikkawai
Lineage: Eukaryota; Metazoa; Arthropoda; Insecta; Diptera; Drosophilidae
Product: ryncolin-1-like
Source: RefSeq, a predicted model, not a curated record
CAGACAUGUUGUAUCUCGGAAUAUUACUUUGCCUGUUGGCCUUGAGUUCUUCUAUAAGUCAGGACCAAAAGGAUGUGUGUAAUCUAAUAUACAUUUGUGACAAUGUUUCGGAAUUGAAAUCAGAGAUGGCUGCUAUGCGUGAAGAGCAACAACACCAGACUGAGAUCCUCGAGGGAUUGACAGUUUCUGGAACCCUGUCGUAUCCCUUAAGCUGUGCCGAGGUAUCGAAGACCACCAAACUCCAUAUCCGUGUUCCUGAGUACAGUGAAGAUCCCUUUGAGGUGGCCUGCGAUCAGCGGAGUCACGGUGGCGGCUGGACCAUAAUCCUACGAAGAAACGAUGGAAGCCAGGACUUUUAUCUCGAAUGGGAGGACUACAAACACGGAUUUGGCCAGCUGGGCAACGAGUUCUUUCUGGGUCUCGAUAAAAUUCACGGUAUUACCGCAGCUGAGCCCCAGGAGUUGCUGGUUCUAUUGCAGGAUUAUGAAGGCACCAAACGAUACGAGAUGUACGAUGACUUCAAGGUGGGCCCCGAGAGUAACAACUACACCCUGGAAUCGCUGGGAAUUGCCUCUGGAGAUGCCGGUGAUUCACUUACCGAGCAGUUGGGCAUGAUGUUCAGCACCAAGGAUCGAAAAAAUGAUUUGAGAACAAAUGGAGAAGAAUGCGCCAUAAUAUAUACAGGUGCCUGGUGGUACGCGAAUUGCCAUGCAAGCAAUUUGUGUGGCAAGUAUGGCGAUAACUCUCAUGGAAAAGGAGUAACCUGGUAUUCAUUUAGGGGUAACGGCUACUCGCUCAAGAGCGCCAUGAUGAUGAUAAGACCAAAGACUUCGGCACUAAACUAAAUUAAAAUCAGCUUAAAAGUCUAAAAUUAAUAAUAAUUUGCGUAAUCGUGAA